GGAAAUGUUUUGAACUAGAAUAUAAAUAUAAUUGCCGGACAGCCUUAAGUUAUAUGACUAAAGCCAGUCAUGGCAAUUUUGUAAUGACUGAAGUACUGGACAUGUUAUUUCGUUUCCAAAGUUUAGCCCUAUAUUAUCGAAAAUGCAUUACGUAAAGACUUCGUAUUUGAUUACUGUGUAUAGCGCAAUAGAAAUAAUGAAAGGUGAACAUUUCAUAUAUCUGCAACAAUACUUUGAAAGUUGGGAAACGAUAUGUUCAACUCCUGACUGGGCUACAGACUUCUCUCGCAACUGGUAGCCGCCACCCGCCGUGCAUUGAUUAAACAGGGGUGUCUCAUCUGUAAUAAAUAUGUCAUCCACUUGUACAUAAGCACGUGCCUACGUUAUAGUUAUAGAAGUUACAUCCAAGUAUAUAGAUUUAUAGCAGACUUCUAUGCCAACCAGUGUGCAGGGCAUUCACUGAAAUUUCAUGAUUGAUGAUAACCCAUCAGUAAUAAUAAUGGCAUUUCAUCGUGGUCACUGGCAUAAGGUCAGUUAAAUGUCCAUGGGAGCAGUACAGGUGGAAACAAAAGUGAGAGAUCUGUUUGGGAAUUAAUGCUGAAAAUUAUAGGUAAACCUCAUAAUACCGGAAAUUGCCUGGCAUAAUGGAUGUUGGAUUAAUCAAACAAGAAUCAAGAGAAGGAGACCAGGCUGCCUCAGAAGAUGCUGACUAUCCAUGGAGUUUAAAUUUCAUAGAAAUUAAAGAAGAAUAUGGGAAGGGAAUUAUCAAAGAAGAGUGUGCUGAAUGUGUUGAAAACAGUGAUGAUACAGAAAAGAGAAUGUUUGAUGAAGAUGGUGCAAUGGAAAAUGUAGAGGAUUAUAAUGGAUAUAUUACACCAAUAAAAGUGGACGAUGGCAUUACAAUAGAACAUGGAAUUGUGAAGAAGGAAGAGGUGCGUAGUCAUGAGUGUGAAGUGUGUAAGAAAACAUAUUCAAAACUAAGUAAACUUCAACGGCAUUUCCUGGUUCACACGGGAGAACGCCCUUACAUUUGUAAAGUAUGUAAUAAAUCAUUUACAGAGAAAGGCAAGCUCAAACGUCAUUCUCUUAGUCACACGGGAGAACGACCACAUGUGUGUAAUGUGUGUAACAGAUCUUUUACAUUACUUUGCAAUCUCAAAACUCAUAUUUUAACUCACACGGGGGAGCGACCACAUAUCUGUAAGUUCUGCGGCAAAUCUUUUACACAGUUGUGUAACUUGAAGAAACAUGUUAUGAUACACACUGGAGAGCGUCCUCACAUGUGCAAUGAAUGUGGUAGGUCAUUUACAGAACCAGGUGGUCUCAAGAAACAUUUCCAUCUUUUACAUACUGGAAUUCUACCCCAUGAAUGCCGUGUGUGUGGUAAGUGUUUCAAACGAAAGUGCAAUCUUCGAGAACAUUUCCAGAUCCAUGAACGAGAGUGAAUGCCCUAGUUCUUACUAUAAAGAUGAAGGCAGUGUGUGAUGAGCAAUAUACUGUGAACAUAAAAUGAAAUGUCUCUCUACUUUUGUUUCACUUCACGAUGAAACGGUGCAAGACAAAAUU
This is a messenger RNA of Cryptotermes secundus, 1566 nucleotides long. RefSeq names its product gastrula zinc finger protein XlCGF49.1. The record is from RefSeq and is a predicted model, not a curated record. NCBI's taxonomy places the organism in Eukaryota, Metazoa, Arthropoda, Insecta, Blattodea, Kalotermitidae. Gene Ontology annotation, molecular function: RNA polymerase II cis-regulatory region sequence-specific DNA binding; DNA-binding transcription factor activity. The transcript has 2 exons. Gene Ontology annotation, biological process: regulation of transcription by RNA polymerase II. Bases 645 to 1445 code for a protein of 266 amino acids.